Messenger RNA from Caenorhabditis angaria, 12575 nucleotides. NCBI's taxonomy places the organism in Eukaryota, Metazoa, Nematoda, Chromadorea, Rhabditida, Rhabditidae. The record is from the annotation of a GenBank genome assembly.
AUGAGAAGGAAUAAAUUGGCGGCUUAUGGUGAGGAAUUUGAAGAGGAAGAAGAAGGAACGCUGGUGUCGAAAAAGCCCACAGCGAUUCAGGAUCAAAUUGUGACGGAUGAAAAUGGGAAGCGCAGGUAAUUUCAUGAAAUUUGGAGCAUUUUGAGCCAAAAUUUGGGAUUUUUAAGCAAAAAUUUGGGAUUUUUUGAGCCCAGAUAAGCUCAGGGAGCUUUUUGAGCCAAAAUCUGGGAUUUUCUGAGCCCAGAUAAGGUCAGGGAGCUUUUUAAGCAAAAAUUUGGGAUUUUCUGGGACCAGAUAAGCUCAGGGAGAUUUUUGAGCCAAAAUUCGGGAUUUUUGAGCCCAGGAGCACUCUUGGAGCAUUUUAAGCCAAAAUUUGGGAUUUUCUGAGCUCAGAUAAGCUUAGGGAGCUUUUUGAGCAAAAAUUUGGGAUUUUUUGAGCCCAGAUAAGCUCGGGGAGCUUUUUGAGCCAAAAUUUGGGAUUUUCUGAGCUCAGAUAAGCUCAGGGAGCAUUUUAAGCAAAAAUUCGGGAUUUUCUGAGCCCAGAUAAGCUUAGGGAACUUUUUGAGCCAAAAUUUGGGAUUUUUUGAGCUCAGGAGCACUCUUGGAGCAUUUUGAGCCAAAAAUUCAUCAUUUUUGCCCUGUAACCUCAAAUUUCAGCUCAAAACUCAUAAAUUUUUGCAGAUUUCACGGUGCUUUCACUGGCGGCUUCUCAGCCGGUUAUUGGAAUACAGUAGGCUCAAAAAUCGGUUGGAUUCCUAAAGAAUAUUCGAGUUCUCGAGAUUCUCGAAGCGAAAAAAUCCAGCAAAAAGCUGAAGAUUUUAUGGAUUCGGAAGAUUUGGGCGAAUUUGGCAUCGGAAAUCGGAGAAUUCAAAGAACUGCGGAGUUUGGAGCACACGGGAAGCGGAAAAUGCCGUGGGAAAGGGAAGAAGGACCGAAUUUGGGCUCGAAAAAUGCGCUUGAUGAUUUGUUUGGAGAAAUUGUGAAACCUGUGAGGUAAGACUGAAAAAUGGGGAAUUUUAAGGCAAAUUUCGAGAAAAUUGAUGAAAAAUGAACAAUUUUCAUAUAAAACUUGAUGAAAAUGAUGAAAAUUGCAAAUUUUUGACCUCAAAUUCAUCAAAAUUCGGAUUUUUAGUUGAAAAUUGGGAAAAUUUGGCUGAAAAUUGGGUAUUUAAAGCCAAAUUUCGCAAAAAUUGCAAUUUUUCUACCAAAAAUUGAUCAAAAUUCAUUAGUUUCACAUGAAAUUGUAGAAAAAAUCCACACCUCGGCCAGAAUCGUGGUUUCCACAAUAAAAAAUUGUACGCUAAAUUUUUACAGUACAAAAAAUGUGAAUUUUUCAGUUUUUGUCCUCUAAAAAUUGUGAUUUUUCAACUUUUGUCCUCUAAAAACUGAAAUUCAAAUUUUUCCCAAAAUUGUACUCUGGCCAGCCACGGCUUGGCCGAGGUGUGAAAAAAUCAAUAAAAAUUAUGAAAAAUUAGGUUACGGACCUAAAAACGUGUGAAAAUUUGACUGAAAAUCAGAAUUGACAGCCUGAAAUUGUCGAUAAAAAUUUUCACAUUGCAAAAUUUGAUAUAAAAAUCUCCGAAAUGUUUGAAAUGUGCUGAAAACAUUGAUUUUUGCUUAAGAAGCCUGAAAAUUGCUUAAAAACAGCAUUUUUCGCUGAAAAUUUUGAAUAUUCAUUCGAAAAUUCAGAAAAAAUCGCAUUUUUUCAACAUUUUUCAUUUUCCCCGCGUGACCUCAUUUUUGUUUUGUUUUUUUUUUUUGAAAAUUUCAAUUUUUCCACGUUUUCCCUCUCAUUUCUUAUUAUUUAUCUAUCAAUGAAUCAAAAAAUGAACAUAUUUCGAAUAAUUUUCAUAUUUUAUUUUUUCUCCGCCCCGAAAAUCGCGGCAUUUCCAAUUCAAAAUCAGUGUCAAUACCCGGAUGUGAGUUUUUUUUUUUUUGAAAUUCGCAAAUUGAAUUUCCAGGAUUGCUAUUUGGUGUUGGAAGUUGUGGAAUGCAUGAUUAUUAGUGGAACUGUGGCGAAAGCUAGUGUGAUUAGUGAGAUUGAGAAGGAGGAGGUGAGCCUACCCUGCGUAAUUGCGGAGCAUCGUUUACCUUUCAGAUUGAUCGAACUGGCGGGCUUCAAUGCUUCUACCACGUGGAUCCGCAUGAUUCCAAAUCUCGAAUCAGAUGUUACCUUCGAGAAUAUCUUCAACCCUACAAGAACGAGAUUUUUGACGAAAAAUUCGUUACGGAACUUUUCAGCAGGUUUAGCGAUGUUGACGGAUUUCCAUGGAUGGAUAAAGUUGGAUGGUUAACUAGAUCGGAUGAUUUGAGAUAUUGGCGGAAGUGUUAUGGUGGAAAAGCGGUUAUGAGAAAAGUGGUGAAUGAUUUGAGAAGUUAUCGAUAUACUGGAAAUAGAGUUAUACCGUAUCCUUCGGUUUUUAAUAGUCAAACUGGUCAAAGUUUAUCGGGAGAUCCGGGUUUACGUGAGUAAAUGUGAAAUUUCGAGUUUUUUUGUCUAGAAUACAUCAUUUUUGAGCGAAAAUGAUGUAUUCUGACUCUAAAACCAGAAAAUCAGCAUUCUCCAUCUUGCAGAACAUACACAUCUUCGAAUUUCUGUGUUCUACACCAACAAAUCGAUAUUUAUGCUCAAAAGUGAAACAUUUCAAAUGAGCCCCGAGGAAAUUCCCAAAGUAACCCGAAAAACUCCCCUAUUUUUUGAUAAAACUCGAUUUUCAGCAUGAAAAAUCGUUCAAAACCCACCCAUACACUUGUGAUAUUCGGAAAAAUGAGAUGUUUUGUAUUUGCCACAUCCACAAUUCACUAUGCACUUCUUUCGAUUAUUUCAUCGAGGCGAUUUAUUUGAUGAGAAGGGCUGGAAAUUCCACCGCAAAUCUGGAAGUGUCUGGAAAAUUGUUGGAGGAAUUGGCGAGUUUUAGAAUAGAUUUUCCAGCCGAAUUGAUUGAAUAUUAUGGGCCUAUAAGUCAGGGGAAAUUAGAUCGAUGUAAUCCUUUUGAAUCGGAUGUUUAUUGUUAUCGAGUAUUCGAGGUUAGGUUUUUUUCUGAUCAAAAAAUAAUGAAAAAUAGGAAUUUUUUGAUUCCACGUGGCGAAAAUUCGAAAAAAAAUUGAGAAAAUAUGACUUAUAAUCGAUUUCACGUGGCAAAAAGGUUGCUGAUAAGAAAAUUUAACAAAAAAACCAUAGUUGCCACGUGGCGUUGCUGAAAAUACCACUUUCAGAUCGAUAAUACAUGUGAUGAUAUAACUUCGGAUCCAGCUGUACCAUCUCAUAGUGGAAACAUUGAUUAUUUUGAAGUGGAAAAAUUGGGAAGUAUUGCAUUGCAAAUCAAAAAUUCACAACUUGUGAUUUAUUGUAAAAUGACGUGUGUUGAAGAUGAUGUACUGUAUGCGAAAAUAAUCGAGAUUUUAGACGCGCAGUUGGAGAAUUCGAGCAAACUUAUUGUUUAUGAUUUUAAUAAGGAUCUAAUUGCUCAAGUGAUUUGUUUUCGAAAUGGAUUUAGGAAUUCGAUUUUGGCGGGAAAGAUUGAAGGUGGAAUUAGAGUUGGAAAUUUGAAGGAAAAAGCGAAAUUCAAACCUCCGAUGUUUUUGAUUGAUCGCAAGUAUGAUCUAAUGAUUUGCUCGAUUUUAUUGGGUGUUUUCUUGCUUUUUAUCGUAUUUAUUAUAAUUAUUGGAAGUUUUUGUUGUAUUCGCGAUUCGAGAAAGAAGAAGAAACCUCUAAAAAUUUUAUCGAGCAAACCUAGGCCGGUUUUUAUGAAACCGAAAUCGAAACCGAAAUCGGGAUCGAGGUUUGAACGAAAAAGUGAGUUUUUGCAUGAUUUUGGACUUGAUUUGCGUACAAAAUCAUGAGUUUUUUCAUAAAUUUAUGUGAAAAUCUAUGAAAUUUGAAGAUCUGAACGAUUUUUGAGCGAAAAUCAUCAAUUUCUGGCUAUAUUUCAUCAAAAACAGAUUCUAGGCAAAGUUUUGACCGAAAAUCAUAGUCCUUCAGUGAAAAAUCCCGUUUUCCGAUAAUUUUCCAUCAAAAAUCUUGUAAUUAAUAAUUUCAGGAUCAAAAUUGUCGCUUACGUCAACUGGAUCAAUCAAACUUUAUGAUAAUUUGUCGACUGCAGACAAUUUUAAAGAUACUGAUUUGCAAAGUCAAUAAAUUUGUUUUUCAUUUGAAUUUUGUGUUUUUUAUUCGAAAAAUCUAGAUUUUCACAAAAAAAAGAAAUACGUAAAAACCCCCCAAAUCCCACGAAAAAUCCGAUUUUUGCAGUGAUUCGAUCGGAAUUCGAAUGCUUCGUCAAAUGGGUUGGCGACAGGGAAAAGGAAUCGGAUUGUCGAAUGUGAAAUCGAAAAACACUCGAAUUGCCGAUGAUUUCGAUCGAAAACAGGCGGAAAAAGUGGCGCCGACGCACGAAUUUUCCACUGAAGAUGUUUUGGUGAAGGAAUUGGUGACGAUUUCCGGGCAGCAUGGAUUGGGAUAUCAGGGAUUGGGUGAGGACCUGAAAUUCAUAAAAAUCUGGCUUAAAAUGUACAUUUUAAGCUAGAAAUUCAAUUCUAGACUGAAAAAAUUCCAAAUUUUCAGCCCAAACUUCGGUGCUCGAUGAGAAGUUUGGUCGAGCCUACUCGGCCCUAAAAUCCGAUCCGAAAUCCAAAAAAAGCAUCCGUGGCCAGGCUUUUGGAGUUGGUGUUUUUGAAGAAGACGACGAUAAUAUAUAUUCCAACUAUGACCUAUCGCAAUUCGAUUAUUCACUCGAUCCAUCAUCGUCAAAUCUGGAAAUUUCGGGAAAUUUGCCAAAAAUCGAUACCGCAUUCGAAUUGCAGCCGAAAAAAUUGAAUUCGCGAAAGUUCUACGGCCCGCCGAGACUUCCGCCCAAUUUUCGCGCCGAACAUCGACCCGUUUCGAUGGAUCUGAAACAUUUGCCACGUGGAAUGAGAGAAGAGCUUGGAGAAAUGACACCAAUGCAAAGAGCCACGUGAGUUUGGGCCGAAAAUCGUGAAAAUUUGAAUUUUCACGAUUUCCCGCCUCAAAAAUACUGGUUUAAACGCGGAGUAUCGUUGUUUUCGCGAAAAUACGAUUUUUAAAUGAUUUUCGCGGUUGUAAAGGUGAAAUUCAAACGACACUCCGCUUUUACGAAGAUUUUUGACCCAAAAAUCCUAAUUUUUCCAGAGUUUUGGGCCGAAAAUCGUGAAAUUCAGCAUUUUUCACUCCAAAAACCAUGAAAAUUUGAAUUUUCAAGAUUUCCCGCCUCAAAAAUACUGGUGUAAACGCGGAGUAUCGUUGUUUUCCCCAAUUUUUCGUCCUAAAAUUUGAAUUUUCACGAUUUCCCGCCUCAAAAAUACUGGUGUAAACGCGGAGUAUCGUUGUUUUCGUGAAAAUACGAUUUUUAAAUGAUUUUCGCGAUUGUAAAGGUGAAAUUCAAACGACACUCCGCUUUUACGAAGAUUUUUGACCCAAAAAUCCCAAUUUUUCCAGAGUUUUGGGCCGAAAAUCGUGAAAUUCAGCAUUUUUCACUCCAAAAACCAUGAAAAUUUGAAUUUUCAAGAUUUCCCGCCUCAAAAAUACUGGUGUAAACGCGGAGUAUCGUUGUUUUCCCCAAUUUUUCGUCCUAAAAUUUGAAUUUUCGCGAUUUCCCGCCUCAAAAAUACUGGUGUAAACGCGGAGUAUCGUUGUUUUCGUGAAAAUACGAUUUUUAAAUGAUUUUCGCGAUUGUAAAGGUGAAAUUCAAACGACACUCCGCUUUUACGGAGAUUUUUGACCCAAAAAUCUCAAUUUUUCCAGAUUUUUGGGCCGAAAAUCGUGAAAUUCAGCAUUUUUCACUCCAAAAACCAUGAAAAUUUGAAUUUUCAAGAUUUCCCGCCUCAAAAAUACUGGUGUAAACGCGGAGUAUCGUUGUUUUCCCAUUUUUUGUCCUUAAAUUUCAUUUUUCAAUAAUAAUUUGAGUUCGAAAAUUAAGUAGGUGUAAAUGCGGAGUGUCGUAGUCUGAAAUUCAAACGACACUCCGCUUUUACACUUUCAUAAUUAUUUUCACAUAUGAAAUUGUUUACCGAAAAAUCCGAAUUUUUCCAGAUUUUUGGGCGAAGAUCGAAUAUCAGUGAUGGAAUUGAUCCCGUCAAAAGAUCGAAAAAGGCUGGAAAGACGGAGCAGAUGGGAUUUGAAAGCUGAAAAAGAGCUGGAAAAUGAGGGAAAACAGGAAAGAGGUAGGGAAAUUCGGGUUUUUCAUCGAAAAUUGAUCCAGAAUCGAGAUUUUCUCGAAUUUUCCGUCAAAAAUCGAGAUUUCAGGCGGUGAAAUCGACGAGGAAAAUGAUCGAAAACUUCGAAAUCGCAUCGAAUUCCCUUCCGAACCUCAAAAACAACAGCGAUUCAAAGAAUUCCUCCAAUAUCUGAGAAGAGGUUUGAAUUUCCCGCAACCCACUGAUUUAUCGAUUUGGGAAUGGGAAACGGAAAAAAAAGAAUUCGAGGAGAGAUUGACGGCGGAAGAGCGGAAAAUGUUGCCGGAAAUGCGGAAUCGAGCAGUUCCGCUGGUGAAAAUGGCAAUUGCGGCGCCGAUUUUUGAGAUUUUGCAAAAUAAAUUUGUGAAGGAAAAGGGUGGAGAGCUGAAGGUGAGCGAAAUUUGCGGAAAAAUGAGCUAGAAAUUGUUGAAAUCUGAAAAUUUUGAAUUUCCGCCUAAAAAUUGAGGUGUAAAUGUGGAGUGUCGUAGUUUUCCUAUUUAGAACGAUAAAAAUUGAAAAACAACGAUGCUCCGCGUUUACACCGCGCAAAACGGUCUAUUUUGCCCCCAGGACCUUGAAAAUAUUCACAAAUUUGAAUUUCCCGCACAGAAAUUGAGGUGUAAAUGUGGAUUAUCGUAGUUUUCCUAUUUAGAACGAUAAAAAUUGGAAAAACAACGAUGCUCCGCGUUUACACCACCAGAAAUCAUAAAAAUGGACUAUUUUAACCCCAGGGCUUGGAAAAUAUUCAAAAAUUUGAAUUUCCCGCUUACAAAAUUGGGGUGUAAAUGUGGAGUGUCGUAGUUUUCUAAAAAAUCUAUUUUCAAACGAUGCUCCGUGUUUACGAAGUCAAUUUCGGCGAAUUCUCCACGAAAUUUCAAAUUUUCUAUCAUUAAUACCUGGUGUUAAAGCGGAGCGUCGUAGUUUUCCGAAACGUUGAAUUUCAAACGAUGUUCCGCUUUUACACCAUAUAGUUUUUGAUUAUAAAUUCGAAUAUUCCAACGAUACUCCGCGUUUACACCAUCAAAUUUUUAUUUUUUCUGAUUUUCAGACUGGUCAAAAAGACGAAGACAAGUUGGCGGCUGUAAAAAUGGAGAUGUUUGGCGAAAAAACGCGGCAAAAAUUCGAUUGGUAUCCGGAUUCGAUUUUGGCCAAACGAUUCAAUGUUCCCAAUCCAUAUCCAGAUUCUGAAGGAAUUUCGGGAGUUCCUGCACUUUUUAAGAAGACUUCUGGAAGUUGUGCGAAAUCUGCAAUGAGAGAUUUUGAUGUUUUCGGAGGAUUGGGAAUGCCGAAUACGGCUAAUGAAUUGGAGCAAAGGUAAUCUGAAAAUUUCAGCAAAAAAUCACAUUUUUUGACCCUGAAUUCAUUGAAAAUUGCCUAUUUUAACCCCAGGAGCGAAAAAUAAUCAAAAAUUUGAAUUCCCCGCCGAAAAUUAUGGGGUGUAAAUGCGGAGUGUUGUAGUUUUCCCAUUUUCGACGAAAAACAACGAUGCUCCGCGCGUUUACACUUGAAUAAUAAUAUUCAAAAAUUUGAAUUCCCCGCCGAGGGGGUGUAAAUGCGGAGUGUCGUUGUUUUUCUAAUUCAUUUUCUUCAGAUCUCGCCAACAACAAAAAUCGUCUCGAAUUCCACAAGAACCAACAAUUCCGACUGAAAAUUUGGCUGAAAAUCCGGAAAAAUCUGAAAAUUUUGAAGAUUCUCGAGAUUCUGAUGCUGAAAAUUUGGCUGAAAAUCCACCAGAAAAAGCGCCAAAAUCAUUUUUCGACGCAAUUUUCGGUGGAAAUUCGUCGGAUUCGGAAGAAAGUUCGUCAGAUUCGGAAAAAGAAGAGGAAAGGGAGAGACGCAGAGAGGCGAGACGACGAGAGGAGAUGAGACGUAGAGAGAAGGAGAUUGAGAAGGGUAGAGACGUAGAGGAGAAGGAUGGGAAGAGACGAGAAAGAAGGGAGAGACGAGAGAGCACAGAUAGCGAGGAGGAUGAGAUACAGAUUUUGGUGAGAUUUUUGGAAGGUUUAACAUGAGCAAUGCUGAAAAAUGAUGAAUUUUGAGCCAAAAAUCUGGAAAUUUGACUGAAAAUGAGCCCUGGAGCCAAAAUUCAUGAAAAACAACGAUACUCCGCGUUUACACUGCUAAAAAAAUUUGAAAUUUUGAGUUUCCCGCCUGAAAAAUGAGGUGUAAACGCGGAGUGUUGUAUUUUUGCUUGAAAAUGGUUCUAGACCUAAAAUUUUAUGAAAAUGCUGAAAUUUUUGAGCAAAAAUGAGAUCAGGAGCUUGAAAAUCGUGAAAAUAUUGAUUUUUGACCAGAAAAAAAUAUCUAUCUUCUUUUUUUUCUCUCAAAUUUUGAGAAGUGCAUUUUUUCCAAGUCUCGUGCUCAAAAAAAUGUGAUUUUUGAGUUGAAAAAUCGGAUUUUUCAAGAAAUUUUCGAGUUUUCAUCAAUUUUCUCGAAUUUUUGAUGAUUUUCCGAUUUUUUCAAGUUUUAUUGAACCAAAGAUAACAGUUCUCUCAUUUUCUCAUGUGAUUAUUUUUUUUCGGUCAUUUUUCUCUCCGAAAAAAAUGAUCAAUGGAACCAUUUUUCUUGUUUGGUUGAUAACAAGAAUUGUAAUUUUGUUGAUUUUUUUUUUGAAAAUCGAAAAUCGCAUGAUUUUUUGGUUUUUGCGCGAAAAUUUGAAGUUUUUAGUCUAAAUUUUCUGAAAUUUACGAAUUUUUCAAGCUCCCGAGCUCAUUUUUGCUCAAAAAUCCCGAUUUUUGCAGUCCUCAUCGAAGCCUUCAACAUCUUCUUCUUCAAAUCAACAAUAUGGUCCAGAAAUUCCCGCAAAUUUGCCAGAAAUUCCCAAAAUUUCAGCAUUUUCAGCGCUGAAAUAUUUGGAAGCCGAUUUGAAAAAUCGAAAAAAACCGAAAAAAUCGAAGAAAUCCAAAAAGAAGAAGGAAAAAAAGUCGAAAAAAGUGAAAAAAUCGUCGAGAAAUUCGAGCGAAAGUGAGGAUUCUUGGGAGGAAAAAAUGAAGAUUUUUGAGAUUUUUUUGAAGUUUUUCUGAUUUUUGAAAGGUUUUUGAACCUUGGAAUAUAUUUUUUGUGCUUUUUUUGUAUUUUCAGCCAUUUUUGAGCUCUGGAGCUCGAAAAAUCACAAAUUUUGAUGUAAAAUGAGCCAAAAACGAGGAUUUUUGACCGAUCUGGCAAGUUAAGCAAUGUUGACUCGGGUUAGUCGCAAGUUCGAACCCCAUCCGGAACUUUUUCGGUCUUCCAAAGGUCAUUUUGAGCUAAAAAUCAACGAUACUCCGUGUUUACACCACCAAAAAUGCAUUUUCAUCAAAAUUAGAGGUGUAAACACGGAGCAUUGUAGUUUUCUUGAUUUUUGGGCUUCAGAAGAUCUGAAAUCUAGAAAAAUCGAUAUUUCCGAUCUUCCGAAGGUCAAAAAAGUUCCGGGUGGGGUUCGAACUUGCGACUAACUCGACUCAACGUUGCUUAACCUGCCAGAUUGGACAAUUUUCCAGAUUUUGAGCUUAAAAAUGGCUUAAAAUCCUCUGGGUUCAAAUAUUUGUCUUCUUUUUUUUCUCUAACAAUUUUUUUGCCCUCUGUGAAACCCUUUUUUCUCUGCGUCUCUCAUAGAUUUUCUCUAUUUUUCUCUCAAAAAAUUUUUUUUUCGCGAAACACUUCAAAAACAACUGCUUUCCUUUCAUUUUUCGGUGAUUUUUAGUGAAAUUUUCAAAAUUUUUCGGGGUACUGUAGGGGAAUUUAAAGGAACAUGAGUGAAAAAUUAUUGAUUUUCAUCAUUUUUCAGCUAGGAAUUCAAAAAAUCUGGAAUUUUUAGCAUGAAAAAUCGAUUUUCCGGGGUUUUUGGGUACUGUAGAUGGAUUACUGUAUUUUUAUUGAUUUUCUGGAAUUUUCUGGAUUACUGUAGAUAUCUUAAAGUCUGAAAUUUUACAAGAUUACUGUAGUUGUUUUUUAAAGGAACAUAACUUCAGAAUUUCUCAUUUUUUUCGCCAUUUUUCGAUCUACCGUACUCUCAUUUUUAAAGGAACACAUACCAUUUUUUCUACUAUAGAUGGAUUACUGUAUUUGUAUUGAUUUCCUGGAAUUUUCUGAUCUACAGUAUCCAUUUUCUGGAUUACUGUAGAUGUCUUAAAGGAACAUAUCUAGAAAUCUGAAUUUUUAACCUGAAAAAUCGAAUUCAUGCAGUUUUUUGGUUACUGUAGUUGUUGGAUUACUGUGGCUUGAGAUUUUACAAGAUUACUGUAGUUUUUCGGACGGGGUUACUGUAGUUGUUUUUUAAAGGAACAUACCUUCAGAAUUUCUUAUUUUUAAUCGAUUUUUUUCGCCAUUUUUCGAUUUUUAAAGGAACAUACCUUGAAAAAUCGAUUUCCCGGGUUUUUUUUGGGUACUGUAGAUGGAUUACUGUAUUUGAAUUGAUUUUCUGGUAUUUUCUGGAUUACUGUAGAUAUCUUAAAGGAACAUAUCUAGAAAACUGAAAUUUUACAAGAUUACUGUAGGUGUUUUUUUAAAGGAACAUACCUUCAAAAUGUCUCAUUUCAAUCGAUUUUCUGCACAUUUUUGAUCUACCGUACUCAUUUUUAAAGGAACAUACCAUUUUUUCUACUAUAGAUGGAUUACUGUAUUUGUAUUGAUUUUCUGGAAUUUUCUGAUCUACAGUAUCCAUUUUCUGGAUUACUGUAGAUGUCUUAAAGGAACAUAUCUAGAAAUCUGAAUUUUUAACCUGAAAAAUCGAAUUUAAGCAGUUUUUUGGUUACUGUAGCAUAAAAAUUUUAAAAGAUUACUGUAGUUGUUUUUUAAAGGAACAUACCUUCAGAAUUGCUCAUUUCAAUCGGUUUUUUCUCGAUCUACCGUACCCUCAUUUUUAAAGGAACACACAUGUCACUAGCAAUUCGUCGUGUAACUGGCUACUUCAAACAAUAUUCGGCAGCCGAAUGGCGUUCCUAUUUCAUGUCCACACAUUUUUGGGGACCUGUUGCCAAUUGGGGAUUGCCACUGGCUGCUAUUGGUGAUUUGAAGGUGAGAAAUUAGUUUUUUCGAGGCAAAAAUGAUGAGAAAUCGAGAAUUUUGAAGGUUUUGGAGGGAUUUCUGAUGAAAAUUGACCUUGGAAUUCAAUUUUCAGAAAAAAAAAGUUCGGGUGGGGUUCGAACUUGCGACUAACCCGAGUCAACAUUGCUUAACCUGCCAGAUCGGUCUAAAAUUCUCGUUUUUGGCUCAUUUUAGCUCAAAAUUUGUGAUUUUUAGUUUCCGAAGCUUAUUUUCAUCAAAAAUUUCAGCAAAAACUUCUGAAAAGGUCAAUUUUCAUUAGAAAUCACUCCAGAACCUUCAAAAAUCUCGAUUUUUUUCAAUUUUUAAAAUUUUGCUCCAAAAAACUUUUUUUUUCCAUUUUUUUUUCACAAAUUUCAAUUUUUCCUGUCAAUUCCACACAUUUUUAAUUGGAAAUUUUUUGAAAAAAAUGCUAUUUUUGGCGCGAAAAAUUUGUACCCAAAAAGAAAAUACAAAAAACAAAAAGUGCUCAUUUUCGCGCCAAAUUCAAAUUUUCAGAAAAAUCCGGAUAUGAUUAGUGGUCCAAUGACAACUGCUCUCAUGUUCUAUUCGGCCAUUUUUAUGCGUUUCGCCUGGCAUGUUAACCCAAGAAAUUUGCUACUUUUUGCGUGCCAUUUGAGCAAUUGUACUGCACAAUCUACACAGGUGAGCCAAAAAAUCGAAUGGAGCUCGAAAAAUCACAAAUUUUGAGCUAAAAUGAGCCAAAAACGAGGAUUUUUGACCGAUCUGGCAGGUUAAGCAAUGUUGACUCGGGUUAGUCGCAAGUUCGAACCCCAUCUGGAACUUUUUCGGUCUUCCAAACAUCAUUUUGAGCUAAAAAUCAACGAUACUCCGUGUUUACACCACCAAAAAUGCAUGAUUUUCAUUAGAGGUGUAAACACGGAGCAUUGUAGUUUUCUUGAAUUUUGGGCUUCAGAAAAUCUACAAAAAUCGAUAUUUCCGAUCUUCCGAAGGUCAAAAAAGUUCCGGGUGGGGUUCGAACUUGCGACUAACUCGACUCAACGUUGCUUAACCUGACAGAUUGGACUGAUUUUGCUCAAAAAUGACUCAUUUUUUCAACAAAAAGCGCAUUAUUUCAGCUGUUCUCUGAAAACAGCUGAAAAUUAGUACUUUAGGCUAUAAUUUCAGCAAAAGCCCUAAUUAAUUUCGAAAAAAUUAUGAUGUGAUUUGAUUUUGGGCUUAUUUGGUAUCAAAAAAUCUCAAAUUUCCUUGCAAAUCUCAAAUUUUCAGCUAAAAAUCGAUAUUUUUUACAGUUGGCCCGAUUCGUCAAUCACAACUAUCUUCACAUCAUCGAAGAUCCGGUCCACAAAAAAUUGAUGGCUCAAAAAUCGAAAUUGGAGCAUCCAAGCGCAUAG